This is a messenger RNA of Lachancea nothofagi CBS 11611, 981 nucleotides long. Lineage: Eukaryota; Fungi; Ascomycota; Saccharomycetes; Saccharomycetales; Saccharomycetaceae. The record is from the annotation of a GenBank genome assembly.
AUGAUAAGGAUGAUUAUCGGACGAUUAACUCGCGCUUUAAGCUUGCCAAAGCUGCCCCAAAGGCGACAAUUUGUAGUUGCGACUGCACUAACACUGGGAAACUUCAUUUUUGGUCGCGAUGCUCGGCUAGCGGAUGCUAUGGACAGGGGAGAACUGUACAACAAGAAUAGUAAUGAUCAAAAGCCAAUCCUUGACACUUCUAUUGCAGAUUCUCGGCCCAUGAAGCCGAACUACAAAGGCCAUAUCCCAUUAUAUCCCCAUGAACGUGUGCUACUAUUUCUUGUGUCAGGGCUGAAGUCUUAUUUCCAUCCAGAGAAUGGUGAAAACAUUGUACAACUGGGAGAAGCUUCUGCUUUCACGUACUUUUUAAGAAAUUUGGAGCAGACUAUGCUUUCAGACAAGACCGGGAGACGCCUAUUGAGGGAGCAGCCAGAUAUCACCUCUGAGAGUUUAGACAUGGAUCAUUUGAGUAAAAUGGCCCCUAACACCUUGGGCCACAAUUACUACAGAUGGCUUGUGAAAGAGGGAGUCUCGCCGGAUACUAGAGCACCAGUAAAAUAUAUCAAUGACCCAACGCAUGCAUACAUAUUCAAGAGAUACCGUCAAUGUCAUGAUUUUUAUCAUGCUGUCAAUGACCUUCCCAUCAUCAUUGAGGGUGAAAUAGCAGUUAAGGCUUUGGAGGCUGCAAACAUAGGUGUUCCGAUGGCCGCGCUCGGUGCACUUUUGGCUCCUUUGCGCCUCAGCCAGGUUCAAAAAAACCGGCUUUAUGACGUCUAUUUGCCGUGGGCUGUUAGAACGGGUUUGAGCUCGAAGCCUUUGAUCAACGUGUACUGGGAAGAGCUCCUAGACCAUGAUGUCGAUGAAGUUAGGAAAAGCUUGAAUCUGUCAUCUCCCCCAGACCUAAGAGCCAUUCGGCAAGAAAGGGCUAGGCAGCGUAAGCAAUUUAAGCUAAAGUACGAUAAACAUGAGACAAAUGCCUAG